Pogona vitticeps (central bearded dragon) is the source of this 1669-nucleotide messenger RNA. The record is from RefSeq and is a predicted model, not a curated record. Lineage: Eukaryota; Metazoa; Chordata; Lepidosauria; Squamata; Agamidae.
AUGUACACAAAUCUAACUAAUAAGAAUGAUACCGCUAAGCGAAACCUCGACAUUCGGAAACGCUACGCAGUGCUUCUGCUUGCCAGGAUCUAUGGGAGCAUCCGGGGACAUCGAGGUAGCCUCUGUCAGAAACUGGGCACUGGGACGGCCCUGUGGGUCUGGCGGCAUGGGGGGCUCCACCUGGCGAAGGGUUCGGGGGAACUGCCUGGCCCUCCGGCCCUGCCCUUUGUCGGAAACCUCAUUCACAUGUUUCAUCCUGAUCUUCCCGUUCAUUUCUUGGAGCUCGCCCGACGCUAUGGACCCAUCUAUCGCCUCCGCCUUGGAAAUAAAGAUGUGGUUGUCUUGAACAGCUCGGAAGCCAUUCGUGAGGCACUCAUGCGGAAAUGGUCUGACUUUGCCGGCCGGCCCCCCAGCUUUAUCGCCGAUUUGAUUUCACUGGGAGGCAAGGACCUAUCCUUGGGCAACUAUACCCCAACCUGGCGGCUUCAAAGGAAACUGGCCCACCUUGCCUUCCAGCACUCCUUGCGGGGAGAUAUGGAGCGAAACGUGCAGAACUACGCCCAGCGCCUCUGCAAGGUUUUUCGCGAUUAUGGUGGGAAAUCCGUGGAUGUGGCUCAUGACUUUUCCCUGCAUACUUGUUGUGUCAUUUCCUCCAUCGUGUUUGGACCUUUGGACAUUGCCGUUGUUGAAGAAAUGCACAACUGUAUGAUCGAGCUAGUUGAAACGUGGGGCGCGGUCCCAGUCAAACUUCUGGACUUUCUCCCCAUCCUCAAGAUCUUCCCCAACCCCACCUUUCGGCAUCUGCUUUCCUGUGUCAAGAGCCGGGACGCCUUUGUCCAAAGCCAGAUGAAAAAACACCAGAUCCAGGAGCAAAUCCAUGAAGAGCUUAUGGCCGUCGUGGGGAUCCAUCGCGAACCCACCUACAGUGACCGGCAGCACUUGCCUUACCUCAGCGCCACCAUUACCGAGACCUUGCGCAUGCGCCCUUCGGCACCUCUUGCUCUCCCUCACAUGACCAUCCGCGAUACCAGUGUGUCCGGCUUCUUCAUCCCCAAGGGCACGACGGUCAUUCCCAAUCUCUAUGGGGCUCAUCAUGAUGAAGGCAUAUGGCAACACCCUCUGGAGUUCAGACCAGGGUUUUCUAGAUUCCUGGAGGAGGAGGAGGAGGAGGAGGCCUCGCUUGAGGCUCAGCGGACUCUGGUGCCAUUCAGCUGCGGGGCACGGGUUUGCCUGGGGGAAGUGCUGGCCCGCAUGGAGGCCUUCCUUUUCCUGGCCCACAUCUUGCGAGAUUUCCAGAUUUUGCCCUCCGUGCCGGGAGAACUCCCUGACCUCCGGGGACGCUUUGACUUCCUGGUUCACUGCAAACCUUUCAAGGUGCGGCUGGUGCCCCGGAGGAGGGUGGCUGGUGCUGCUGAAGGGGGCCUCCACAGACCCGAGGAGCAGAAAUCUGGUGUGUUGCCAUGACUGGCGUGCCAGGCUGGAAUUCGGGAGAAGCAAGUCCACGUCCCCAGAGAGCCACAAAACUCACUGGCCGACCUGUAGCCACUUUUACUCCCUCAGCCUCGUGGAGUCUUGUGAGGAUAACAUAAGGAGGAGCACAGCCCCUUAUGCUGCCUUGAGUUCAUUAGGAGAAAGGUGGAGAAUAAAUGUAACAGUUAAAUAAAAUAUU